Messenger RNA from Labrus mixtus (cuckoo wrasse), 2549 nucleotides. RefSeq names its product dynactin 4 (gene dctn4). The transcript has 14 exons. The coding region runs from base 49 to 1458 and encodes 469 amino acids. Gene Ontology annotation, cellular component: dynactin complex. The record is from RefSeq and is a predicted model, not a curated record. Lineage: Eukaryota; Metazoa; Chordata; Actinopteri; Labriformes; Labridae.
UACUAAGCAGAGCUCAGUGUGGACUGAAGUGGACUGAAGUGGUCCGGGAUGGCGUCUCUUCUGCAGCCGGACAGAGUCGUCUAUCUGGUCCGCGGGGAGAAAAGGAUCAGAGCCCCUUUAUCUCAACUUUAUUUCUGUCGCUACUGUAGUGAGCUACGAUCUCUAGAAUGUGUGUCUCACGAGGUGGAUUCACACUAUUGCCCCAGUUGUCUGGAGAACAUGCCUUCUGCAGAGGCUAAGCUGAAAAAGAACAGAUGUGCCAAUUGUUUCGACUGCCCGUGUUGCAUGCACACUCUGUCUACUCGAGCCACAAACAUCCCAGCUCCUCUGCCUGAUGAUCCUACCAAGACGGCCAUGAAGAAGGCCUAUUAUUUGGCCUGCGGCUUCUGUCGCUGGACUUCGAGGGAUGUAGGAAUGGCUGACAAAUCAGUUGCAAGCGGUGGAUGGCAGGAGCCAGAGAACCCUCAUACUCAGCGGAUCAACAAGCUGAUCGAGUAUUACCAGCAGCUGGCUCACAGAGAGAAACAGGAGAGAGACAGGAAGAAGCUGGCCAGGAGGAGACAGUGCAUGCCUCUGGCGUUCUCGCAACACACUAUUCAUGUGGUGGAAAAAUAUGGUCUUGGGACCAGACUGCAGAGGCAGAGGUCUGGAGCGCCCAUAUCAAACCUGGCUGGCCUCUCCCUUAAGGAGGGUGAGGACCAGAAGGAGAUCAGCAUUGAACCUGCCCCUGCCCUUGAUGAAGUGGAACCACUGCCUGAGGAUUGUUACACCAGACCCAUCAGCUUACCCGAGGUGACCACACUGCGCCAGCGGCUGCUGCAGCCUGACUUCCAGCCUGCGGGGGCGUCUCAGCUCCACCCCAGACACAAACACCUCCUGAUGAAGCGCUCACUGCGCUGUAGGAAAUGUGAGCACAACUUGAGCAAGCCAGAGUUUAAUCCCACUUCAAUCAAGUUCAAGAUUCAGCUGGUGGCUGUGAGUUACAUCCCCGAAGUGAGAAUUAUGUCAAUUCCAAAUCUCCGGUUCAUGAAGGAGAGUCAGGUGCUGCUGACGCUGACCAACCCCGUGGAGAAUAUCACCCACGUCACACUGGCUGCUUGUGAGGAGGAAGAUCCUGAUGAAAUCAACAGCACUGCUAAGGUAAUGGUACCAAGCAAGGAGCUGGUCUUGGCAGGAAAGGAUGCUGCUGCCGAGUAUGAUGAACUGGCUGAACCUCAGGACUUCCAAGAUGACCCAGAUGUUGUUGCCUUUAGGAAAUCCAACAAGAUUGGUUUCUUCAUCAAAGUGAUCCCUCAGAAAGAAGAGGACGGGGAUGUCACUGUUUCAUUCAAGAUCAGACACGACUUCCGCAACCUCGCAGCUCCCAUCAAGCCGAGCGAGGAGGGCGGAGACACCCCCGCAGAGGCCAUCUGGCUCACCCACCACGUAGAGCUGAGCCUGGGGCCGCUCGCCCCCUGAACAUGAAUACUCUGUUAACCAUCAAACAGUCCUAGUGUCGGGUUCUUUGAAAUACUUUCUUUAAAAGAUGUGAUUUAAAAAUGACUUCUGAUUCUGCUUAUUGAUAUGUAAGGACGGUAAGAGAUCUAAACUGUUGUUUCUCAGUUUUGUUGUUGUUGUGUAAGUUAAAGUUGUAUCAACAGAUUCAUUACAGAACAUUCAUUGAUUGUAUUGCAUAGUCUUUGAAACUUAAGAACACAGGCUGACUGCUGAAUGCCUGAAACGUUUAACUUUGCUGAACAAUUUCUUUUUAUUGUCUGUUCUUAUUGCAAUAUCCAAACAUGCACAUAUACUACAUUCACCAUAUCAUACUUAGCUUUAACACUGAACCACUUUUACUGGGAUGUUCCUGACAGGAAACAUCCUUCUUGUAUAGUGAUAAAUAUUGGGUAUCUCUCAAAUUCAUUUGUUAAGAGUUGCUCGAUGUCCAUAAACAGCACAGUGUCUUUCCUAGCACUUAAGUGUUUCUUUUUUUUUGUCUUAGUAAUUAGAUGAGCUGUUGAUUUUUGUGUGUGUGGGACUUAGUGGGAAAGUAAUGCGUGAUGAGCGUUUCCAAUGAGCAGAAUCAGAAAUCAUAACUGAGAACAAUCCAAACUAUUCCAACAGCAGCACACACCUGCGCUUUUAGCCGAUGUAUCCUUGUAAACAUCCUUUCAAAUCCUAUUAACUCGCAUGCUUCAACUGUCGUAUAUAUUGCACACGUUAGACAUCACGGUUACUGAUCCUGUGCGGUUUUCAUACCAGAAGGUGAUUUUACUAUUGUUUGAAGUCAAACAGUUAUUCUUAUCGGCACUAUUUGAGAGGAUGUAGAAGAGGCUCUGUAAAAAGCAUAAAGUACAAAGUGUUCUUCAUUUAAACCUACCGAGACACUACCAUCAUUUUCUAACUUAAAUGUAUUUUGUUUGGUAGAGUUCACUGACAUCUCUGUCGGUGCAUAUUGAAGCUGCUGUCCUGUUUGGUCUCACAUGUGUUAGUAAGUCGGAGCCUUGAAACAACAACAACAAACAAAGUUAAUCCUCUGUACAUGCUAAUAAAAUUAUGUGAUACUGCAA